Molecule: messenger RNA, 1843 nt
Organism: Morone saxatilis (striped sea-bass)
Lineage: Eukaryota; Metazoa; Chordata; Actinopteri; Moronidae
Gene: inha
Product: inhibin subunit alpha
Exons: 2
Coding region: 180-1229 (349 amino acids)
Biological process (GO): SMAD protein signal transduction
Cellular component (GO): extracellular region
Molecular function (GO): cytokine activity; growth factor activity
Source: RefSeq, a predicted model, not a curated record
CAGAUAAUGCCACACAGUCGUCAAGGCCACUCUUUGCUAUCAUUUGGGCGCUCGCAGACAGAGGAGAGUCAGUAUCUUCAUAGCAACUUCUCUAGACCAGUAGAAAUAGUCAGACUUCUGUUUUGGUAUAAGGUAUUUUGCGCCCCAAUAGUGCCAAGUAGUUGUCACACAGUACAGUCAUGGUGUCCUGUGCGCUCUUCAUCCUGGGCCCUUUUUGGAUCCACAUUCUCACACAAGCCUGCAAGGGAGAGGAGCUGCCCCGGGAAGCAGUGUUGUCCUGGUUCAGAGAGCGGGUUCUGGAGGGCCUUGGGCUGGAGGAGCCUCUCCCAACCCGAGUGCAGAGUCUCGAUGGGGACACGGCACAGCCGGAAUCAAGACAUGCACCCCGGAGGGCCCCCAGGACAAGCAGGACAGCGUGGGUCAACCAUCAAAGCAGCCUGAACCAGGAAACAUCUCAAAUUAUUGUCUUCCCCAGUUCUGACUCCGCCUGUGCCAGAUCUGACUCAGCUCCUGGAGAAACCACCGACAAACACUUUACAUAUUAUUUCCAGCCGUCCAAGAACAACCACGAGACCCUGGUCACAUCUGCCCACUUCUGGUUUUAUGCAGGGGAAGCAGCCACAGGCAACUCCUCCGCCCAGCUGUUCAUCCUCACUUCGGCGCAGCAGCUUCUUCAGGCGGCGGAGGCUCCGUCCACAACGAGCUCAGAUGGAUGGACCACCUACCAGUUCAACCAAAACCUGCUGGCCUCUGUGGCUGAGGGGCCUUUUCUGCUCCAGGUCCGCUGUGCAGCCUGCGAGUGCCACGCCGACGAACCAGACAAGAUGCCCUUUCUUCACCUCCACGCUCAGCCUCGUGGUCCUGUCCGUUCACCCCGCCAGGCCCUGGCAACACUUCCCUGGUCUCCUUCCGCCAUCAACGUGCUCCAGAGGCCCUCUCAGGACAGACUCCAGCACAGCGACUGCCACCGAGCAGAGAUUGAAAUCAGCUUUGAGGAGCUGGGAUGGGACAGCUGGAUCGUCCAUCCAAAGGUGUUGACUUUCUACUACUGUGAAGGCAACUGCUCGUCCUCGGAGCACACCACCGCCAUGCUGGGGAUCACACAAUGCUGCACUCCGGUCCCGGGGACAAUGAAGUCCCUGAGGAUCACCACGACAUCCGAUGGCGGGUACUCGUUCAAUUAUGAGACCUUGCCCAAUAUUAUACCGGAAGAGUGUACUUGUAUAUGACCAUUAAAGCUUAAAAGGGUCAGUUCACCCAAAUUACAAAAAGACUUUUUUUUUUUUUUUUUAAGUAAAAGUGUUAUGGAGACAUUUUUGAUUUGAUGUGCUGAGGUUUUGACAUUUCUGCCUCUGACUGAAACUACUUUUGAACAAAAAUAAAUAAAUACUCUGUUAAAAGUACAUAGGCUAUACAAAUACACUGUUUAAAUGGAGAAGAUUUAGAGGUGGUUAUCUCAAACUCUAAGCACAUAAAACCAAAACUUCACAUAUUUUAUGAUAUGGGAGGAGUUAGAAAAUGCAUAGUUAUAAUUUGGGUGAACAAACCCUUUAAAAAUCUGCUAUUAAAUGCCAUUUAUCUUACUGAUCACAGAGUCUUCUCAAAGUUCCUUUUUGUCAUUUUUCUUUUUUCUAGUCUAAGUAAACAUACUGUAGGAUGAGCACUGUAUUGCUUUUCCUUGGUGUUGUGAUUCUCGCCUUUAGAGGGCAGCGUAGGCCUACUUUUCCAUAUAAUCAUUUCACAGCAAUACCUUCAGUGUGAUUUCUGUUAACGGAUAUAUAGUAAUGUAUGAUAUUAAACAAUUAAACAUGGAACCCAGUUGUGUUCAAUAAACACCACUAAC